AUGGACAGCAAAACUACACUGAAAAGCUCGAGAAAUCCAAGCAAAAGAAAAAGCGGUCUGGAGACCCAAAUAUAUCAGGAAYUUGAGGUAGAAAAAUUUCAAAGGUUUCAAAACAUAAAUUUGGAAGUAGCGCCUUCCCCGUCUCCGUCUCCAAGAUCAUUUGUAACGCGAAAGCUAUCUAGUAGUCCAACUAGGACGUUUACAAGCUCAAGACUAAGUCAGGUACCCGAAAAGUUUAAUUAUGAGGUUAUUUCUAUCAAAGACGAAGGAAGUGAUGCUGAAGACGAGGUGGUGGCCUACGAAGAACAAGAAAUAAAAUAUCUUCAAGACAAACCAAGUGUUUCACGCCUAGGAAUACAACUCAACUCAAGCGACAACACCCUUGGAUUGACGAAGAGAAAAUAUUCCUUAAAAAUUGAAACAGAGGUACUUGAGUUUGACAAUAGAGAACUCAUACCAAGGUUUACUUUCAAAACAAACUCCAGGUACUGUGAUAGAGCUAUCUAUCUGAAAAAUAGCGAUAUACCGAAACAUUUUUGUGAUAUUCUUGGCCCAGGGAUGUGUGCUGACUGCAUGAAGACCAGGAAAAAACAGGAAAAUAUUAAUGAUGCCGUGGAAAGCUUUCCYGAUAUUUCUGUCUCGCCCUACCAGCUUUGCGUACCACCAGAACAUGACCAAAGAAAACCUAAAACUCCUAGUAAGGUUUAUAAAGAUUGCGAUGUCUUGUUUCGUAAAAGAAGUAUGAGUAGGUUUUCCUCACAGUCGCCCAAUGGACGCACCACAGGAAGCCCGGCUCGACCCAAUAGCUCAAUUAGUGAAAAUGCAGAUUCAGUCUUGCGAAGUUUAACUUCUAGUCCUACUCUGAGCUUCGUCUCAGAACAUUCUCGUGGUCUAGGUACUCCRAAUUCAUUAUCAGUAUCAACACCUGACCCGAACCCGCGUCGAACRAGCAUCGCCCGAUACAUUGAUAAAAAUCUAAGUGGCGACCAAGGGCCUAGAAAUCGGAAAGGUACCAGAUCAGCAGCCAGUAAAGCUAGAGUUAAACCUAAGCUUSAAAGGCAAUCAUCAGAUUUACACCAGAAUGUUUUUCAUAAAGCCAUAAGUGCGAGGAUGAGAGGCGAACCCAGAAGCUCGCGAACCCCGAMGAUCGAACGGCGUGGGAAACUUAGCGAAGGGUCUUACUGGAGAUUCCUGAUUCCUGAGCCACCAGUCAUGGAAGUGGGAAGAAUGAACGUUAGUAUAUAUACGCCUAAAGAUUUACCGGGAAUCAAGAUUUUUGAUGAAUCACUAUUUGAUAUCUGAAUCGGUAUAUACACUCAAUUGAAGAAUCGUUGU
Messenger RNA from Actinia tenebrosa (Australian red waratah sea anemone), 1335 nucleotides. RefSeq lists its product as uncharacterized. The record is from RefSeq and is a predicted model, not a curated record. NCBI's taxonomy places the organism in Eukaryota, Metazoa, Cnidaria, Anthozoa, Actiniaria, Actiniidae.